GAUAGUGAUGAUUAAUAUUUAGACACGGGGAUACAAACAAAAUCAAUACAUGUACAAUGAUGUACUAACGAUGUACAAUUAUGUACACUAGUUCGUUUUUCCGGUUGUAACCCCCCGGCAGCCAAGUACAUUGGGGUUUUUUACCCAUCGUGUUGUGACUUUAAGCCCUAUGCAACUGCUUUUGGACUAUUUUUAGAUAUGUUCCACGUGAUUUUGAUAAGAAAAUAUUUUUUUAAUUGAAAGUUUUCUUAAAACGGAUUAUUUACAAGUGGAGAGGUGAUAGAGCAAUGACUGUACAGUGAUUUAUUGUGGAAUGUGUAAUCGUUAGAGGUUAGAACCUCUGAGAAUUUUGAUUCCGAUCCAUUCAGAAGACAUGGUACCCACCAGGAAUAGUAUAAUCGUGGAGAGGCUCUCCUCGGUGUUCUCCACCCCUGAAAAUCAUGAGGAUCUCUCUAAGGUAUGCGCCACGAUAUCUUCGGAUAUCUUUGCAGGUUCAACAAAGCUGUGUGAGGUAGUAGAGCAGCUAGGAGAGUUCCUGACAAGUACAGACGUCAGCCUACGUGAGAAUGGAGUUCGUUCGCUCUCAACAAUAAUUCAAAAGCUUCCCCCGGAUUUCCUCACUCACCAGGAGGUCGAUCUCCUGACGUCCUUCUAUUGCGAUCGCCUGAAGGACCACCACAGUGUCAUCCCCUCAGUGAUCUUGGGAAUUUUAUCAAUCGUCCAGAUGAAAAAUCUACCUGUGGACGCUCCUGGUAGACUCGUCCACAACCUGUCCCAGCAUGUUCGAUGCCAGUCCGAGCUCCAAGCGACACGGAAGAACAUCUACCACAUCUUCCAGAUCCUCUUGGACAGAAGAAUCGAUGUCCUGACGGCGCUGGGUCCUGACUUUGUCUACAUAGUGAUAUCUUCGAUGGACGGAGAGAGUGAUCCCCGGAAUCUCCUGCUACUCUUUGAAAUUCUCCCAAAAUUCAUCAAGGAAUUCCCCCUCGGACAUCUCACUGAGGAGAUGUUCGAGGUGAUUGCCUGCUAUUUCCCAAUCGAUUUCACGUCCAGAGAAAAAGAGGGAAAGGGGAUCACUAGGGAGGACUUCGCCAGAGGGCUGGAGAGAUGUCUGUCAGCCAUUCCUUCCUUCUCAGACUUCUGCAUUCCCCUGGUACUCGAAAAAUUGGGUUCUAGCCUAAAAACAGCAAAGUUGGACUCUCUGUCGCUGCUAUCCACUUCCUGUUCAACAUUCGGAAUUGAUGGCCUCAAAAACCAUCUGGACGAGAUGUGGAUACCACUGAGACGGGAAGUGAUGCCUGGAAUCGAUGAGGACGUGAGGGAAAAGGCGCUCCAGGCCAUCACUGACGUAUCCAGAGUGCUGUCAGAGGAUCCAAUCGUUACCGAGAAGUUCGUGGGGAAGAUCCUGACGGACACCAAGUCCUUCUUCUGUGAUGUACAGUUGAGUCUCUUCUGGCCAGCUGAAAAGCUCUUGGAGGCUGUCGCUAGGGGAGGAAAGGAACCCUGCAUUCAAGUCUUGAGGACUGUGAUCCCACUGUCUCUGGGGCAAUACUCCGCGAAAACCAGUACUGCUGAUAAAAUCGGUCUCAUGGAAACCCUGAACAGCUUCAUAAGGAUCUCUGGUGCCCAUGGGUUCAAGAUAUCUGAUGUGCCUGAAUUAUCCUGGACGGAUAUACCUAACUUGUACUUAAACGAACUUCAUAAGGCGGAGAGUGCGUUGAAAGCUAAAGUUCUGAUGGGUCUGGCUGCGCAAGUCUCUUCAUUAUCGGAGCCUCAUCGUCAGGUACUUUAUGAGAGACUCUGUGAGACGAUCGAUGCGGGGGGAGAGGAUUUGAAGGCAGCUUAUUGCAUGGUUCUAUCGAUUUGCGGGGUAAAACAUUGUCGGGAGGUCCAGAUGCUCCUUCAGGAGCGUCUGAUAGUGAAUGUUAAUGUCUCAGGGAAGAUUCUGGAGAACAGGCUGGAGGCUGUCUCUUCAGUUGCCAAAAUUCCGGACUUGGGGCCUGAGAUUCUCCCUUCAAUCCUAGGAGUCGCUGUUUCUGGAGACUUUGAGUCAUCCUCAGCUGCUCUGAGUUGCCUUCAAAGAUUGCUGCUGGAUGAUCAAGGCGAAUACGAUCUGCAUAAUUGCCUGGUGCAUGAUUGCAGAGCCGUGGAGAGGCUUGUGGAGUCUGUUGGGGAUGGAAAUAUCGAGAGAAUGCGACUGGUUUCGAAUAUCUGUUGUUUGAUUGUGAGGAAGUUGAAGCCUGAAGCUCAGGAAGUCGUUGUGGGCAAGCAUUUCAGUACUUUGAGGUCCCGAAUUUCUGAGAAUAUUGUCCUACUCGAGGGAAUCAUCACCCCUCUGGCUCCAGAGGUCAUUAAAACCAUUCCAAUUGACUUUUUGGAGCAGGUCUUCGAGAUCUCAUUGAAGAGUCCUUACGAGGAGUACAGGUUGUCAGCUUGCAGAUUGGUCGCAACGUUAGUUAAUAAAAUUAGGGAGGGAGAGACGUUAGGGAGACACUUGAAUAUCUUCAAGGAGAUUUUAACACAGAUUCUGGAGGGGAACGACGGCGACGGGAAGAAGAGAGCUGCUGUCAUGAUGCUUAUCUGGCUGACGAAAGGUCUGAUCCUCGGAGGAAGUCGGGAGUCUCAGGAUUUUCUCGAUUAUUUGAUAAAUGUAUUGAAGAAUGAGGACGUAGGGGAAUUCACUGGAGAAAUGUUCAGGGUGCUCAUUGAUAGGGAGGAGAGGACACUUACUGAGGAGAAUCGAUGUACUGUUAAAAUUUUUUACAAGCAGAGGGUCUUUCAAAAUGUCAUUCAACAGAAUGAGGCGUUUGAGGGGACUGCUAGGCAAAAUUAUCUCAUCGCUUUGAGCCAUCUGGUGCAGGAAAUUCCGAUUGAAUUAAUGAGCUUGCAUUUAUCAAAGAUUGUCCCCGCUCUCAUCAUAUCCCUCUCGAUGGAGAGCAGUCAGCUGCUGCUGUCGAGCCUAGCCACCCUGGAGCAGCUACUGAACACAAAACACGACAUCUUCAUCGAACAAAUUCAGAGCCUUAUAUCUAAUUGUUUAAAGCUAUUAAACCACCCCAAAAUGCAAAUAAGGAUAGCAGCCUUGAAUUGCUUAUACAGCUACUGCAGUUACCCAACGAUGAUUAUAAAUAUGUACAGGAACGACGUAAUUGACAAAUUGUCUGAGACAGUUGACGACAAGAAGCGACUGGUACGGAGGGUCGCUGUGAAGACAAGGACCGAGUGGUUCCUCGUAGGGGCACCUGGAGGACCGCAUGAACCGCCUCAAGAGUAGAUGAGGUACAACUUGAGGAAUAGCUGUUGUAAUAUUCCAUUAAUGUACAUACAAAAAAUAACAGGAGUUAAUUGAAUAAAGAGCAUUGAUUUUCUGUAA
Molecule: messenger RNA, 3373 nt
Organism: Diachasmimorpha longicaudata
Lineage: Eukaryota; Metazoa; Arthropoda; Insecta; Hymenoptera; Braconidae
Gene: Mms19
Product: MMS19 nucleotide excision repair protein homolog
Exons: 3
Coding region: 374-3274 (966 amino acids)
Biological process (GO): iron-sulfur cluster assembly
Cellular component (GO): cytosolic [4Fe-4S] assembly targeting complex
Source: RefSeq, a predicted model, not a curated record